Aspergillus fijiensis CBS 313.89 is the source of this 1927-nucleotide messenger RNA. RefSeq names its product fungal specific transcription factor domain-containing protein. Lineage: Eukaryota; Fungi; Ascomycota; Eurotiomycetes; Eurotiales; Aspergillaceae. Gene Ontology annotation, cellular component: nucleus. Gene Ontology annotation, molecular function: zinc ion binding; DNA binding. The transcript is spliced from 6 exons. The coding region runs from base 190 to 1767 and encodes 525 amino acids. The record is from RefSeq and is a predicted model, not a curated record. Gene Ontology annotation, biological process: DNA-templated transcription.
CACUACGUUCAAGCGCACGCGCGUGCUGCCCAUGUCACUCGAGAACAUUGUGCACCACACGGUGAAUGCACACGGUCAAAUCCUGAGAUAGAGAUAGGCAAGGAUAAGCGCUCCAGUCCUGGGGUCCGACUUCUUCCGUCCGAAUCGAGUGGGACACGAUUUGUCCAUCCGAGCCACUGGCGAGCUCUCAUGGAUGACGCUACAAGGCAACUGAAGAUCAAUCCCAGCCAUGCUCAAAUCAAAUCAAGCGGCAAUUCCGUGCACUUGUUGUCGGGUCUCUCGCAAAAUGUGAGCAUCGACGAAUUGAUAGUCUCGUUGCCCUCCCGCGCAGUGGCGGAUAGACUCGUGGCAUCAUGCCUCAAAUCCUCAGAACCAUCCUUGAUGAUCAUUCAUGUUCCGACUUUUGAGACUCAGUGUCGCCAAUUUUGGCAGUCACCUGCGACUGUCAGUCCCGCCUGGCUGGCCCUACUCUAUUCGGUGCUAGCCUGCGGAGUGUGGAUCGAGCAUUUUCUGGAUCCCAUCCUAGCCUACUCCGAAGUACCGCAGUCUUUCUAUGCCCUCCGAGAAAAGUCAGCUGUCGCACUGUCGAAGUCAGAUCUCACUGUCCCUGGCAGGUUCAAGGUUGAAGCAAUGUUGAUUUACUUGGGAAUAGAGUACCUGCAAAGCAAUGAAUCGAAAACUGGCGUGUCGAUUCUUCUCGGGAUUGUUUCGCGAUUGGCGACCAUGAUGGGAUAUCAUCAGAGCGCCCAUCUCUGCCAUCCUCCUCUACUUGCUUUCGAAGCAGAGAUGCGAUGCAGGGCUUGGCUGUUGCUAUCAGUCAUUGACAACGUCGUUGCCUCGCAAACAGGACUUCCAAGAGUUAUGUACCAAGGCCUCACAAACUCGGCUCGCCCACGCAACUUACUCGACGACGAUUUCAACUCCACUAUGUCAGUGCUGCCCUCAUCCCGAUCCACAACCGGAACACUUAGCCACGUUGUAUAUAUGCUGGCUCUUGACGAUCUUUACUCAGUAGCCAAUGAGAUCGCAGAUCUUGCUGCAAAAGGCCCAAUCUCUCCCGACAGCACUGCUCGCCUGGGCCAGCAACUGGAAGCUCUGAGAAACGGCCUCCCGUGUUCUCUGCUAUACCAACGGUCGCGCUGCAUCUUGCAUCGUCAAUAUCUUAUCUCGUCUGAGUCAAACCCCAGCUUUGACGCUUUUCGAUGGGCAUGCGUGGAUGCAGCCCGUUGCGUUCUCGAGCAGCAGUGUCUCCUGUUUCAAGAGGCCCUGCACGGUCCGCGCAAUAGAAAGCGUGUGUGGUUUGGUGCCUCUCGGUCGGUGUCUGAUUGCCUCACUGCGGCUAUGGUGAUAUGUCUAGAGGUGAUCAACAGGACAAAGGUUUCAUCUCAGCCUUCCUUGACCAGCGACGCAUCUACAGAACUAGUCCAUAUUCUCCAGCGGACAUACUUCAACCUCAAACAGACCCCCAAAUCACCUAUAGAAAUAACCAAGGCAGCUGAGAUUCUGGCCACAAUGCUCGGUCGGAUGGGUCAUGCUGUGACCUGGAACAGUGAUUCAGACGAAACUCGGCCUUCUACUGACCCCAGUAACCCUAAGAUAUCCGACCCUCAAUUUCAAGAGAUCACGCCCCCGAGUGGCCUGCUUUCGUCUCCUUGGCUCGUCUUCGACAACUUGGUCCAUGGUGAUUCUCCGUUCGAGAUGUUUGACUGGGCUUACUGGGACCGGCAGAUGCAGCAGCUCAAUGGGGCAUUCUAUGAUAUCAUAUAGAAAGCAUGUGGUUGGUAGCCAGGAGUGUACGCCCGUCCCAGACUCCAAACGCCUAUGUUUCAAAGCUUCUCGGAUCCACAAGCGGGUCCCCGAAAUCAGCCCACGGUUUCCCGCACGUAUUUUACUCAGAGCUCCCGGGUUCCGCGUUUCUAGAAUCUCG